AUUAGAUAAAGAGAAGGGGAAAAGUUUAUCUAGAGCUUACCUUCGUGAACGACAGAUAACAAUAAUGCAUGGCAAUUCAAGAAUACAUAGUUGAUAAAUUCUAGUAAAGAAGCCCACAACAUAGUCCAAAAAAAGAGGAAAAUUCUCUCAUGGCUCUUGCUUCUGCAGCUGUGGCUCCUUCCGCACAACAAUGGAAAUCGGAUGUGUUCCUUGGUUUCAGUGGUGAAGACACUCGAAGUAAUUUUGCUAGCCAUCUGCAUAGAGAGUUGUGUCGAAAAGAGAUCAUUACCUUCAAGAACGAUAGAGAGCUUCAAAAAGGAGUUCCCAUCCCUCACCAGCUCCCUAAAGCAAUACAUGACUCAAGAAUCUUGGUCAGUUAUUUUUCGAAAAAUUAUGCGGACUCCAAACGGUGUUUGAAUGAACUUAUACAAGUUUUUGAAUGCAAGAAAGCUGGGAGGCAGACUGUUCUGCCCAUUUUCUAUGAUGUGAGUCCACGUGAUGUUCGAAAACAGGCUGGUAAAUUUGGAGAACCCUUCACUGAGUAUGAAAAACUUUUCAAAGACAACAUUAAGAGGGUUCGACGAUGGAGAAUUGCAUCGACAGAGGUGGCCAAUCUCUCUGGACGGUAUCUAAAUGGCAGGGAUGAGUCAGAGUUUAUUCAAGAUAUUGUUGAACACAUACUUGGCCAAUUGAGAAGAUCAAGUCAAAGCAUUGCCAAGGAUUUUGUGGGAAUGGAGUGCAGGUUGCGGAUAAUAUAUGAUUAUUUGGACUUAGGACAACUGAUUAAAGUUCGAAUUAUAGGGAUAUGUGGGAUGGGCGGAAUAGGUAAAACGACUAUUGCUAGUGUUGUUUACAAGGAAUUGUACUGUCAUUUUUAAGGCAGUUUUUUCCUUGACAAUGUUAGAGAGUCUUCUGGGAAAUAUGGCAUUGUUUCUUUACAGAAAAAACUUCUAUCUGCAACAUUGACGGAUAAAGACAUUCAAGUAAAUGAUGUUUAUAGAGGAACCGAUGAGAUGAGAAAUGGAUUCCGUCGUAAAAAGGCUUUGUUCAUUCUUGAUGAUGUUGAUCAGCUAGAGCAAUUAGAGUUAUUGAUUGGAAAAAGGUAUGAACAAUGGUUUGGUGUUGGAAGUAGAAUCAUCAUAACAAGGGAUGAACAUCUGUUGAAACAAUACGGAGCAGAUGAAAUAUAAAGGGUUGAGGAGUUAAAAAAUCAGGAUCCUUUCAAACUCUUUUGCUCAAAAGCCUUCAAGAAUAAUGAUCACAUGGAAGAUUAUGUGGAGCUUUCUAACGAGUUUGUAAAAUAUGCCAAUGGACUCCCUUUAGCUCUUGAGGUUUUAGGUUAUUCUUUGUCUAGUAAAUCUACGAAGGAGUGGAUCAGUGCAUUGGAUAGACUCAAAGGACUUCCUAAUGAAAAAAUUAUAUGCAAACUUCAAUUAAGCUAUGAUGGGCUUAAUAAAAAAUCACAAGAAAUUUUCCUUCAUAUUGCAUGUUUCUUCAAUGGAAUGGAGAAAGAUAAUUUGGUAAAAGUACUAGAAAGUUGUAGAUUCUUUCCAGAUAUUGGAAUAGGGGAACUCGUUGAUAAAUCUCUCAUAACAAUUCGCAAAUUGGAUAUGUUUAGGAUGCAUCAUUUGCUUCAAGAAAUGGGAAAAGAAGUUGUUUGUAGAGAAUCUCGUGAAGACCCAGCGCUAUUUAGUAGGUUAUGGCUUGAGAAGGAUGCCUAUUACAUUGAAAUAAAACAAGUUAAGGAUACAGUCCUGCAUUCAUGGAAACAAAGGGAACACUUGAGUGCUAAAAUAUCCUUGGAAUCUUUUCCACCAAAUUUUCAGCCAGAUGAACUUGUCCAACUCCACAUGCAAUGCAGCUGCAUGGAACAACUAUGGAAGAGAUUAAUAAAAGUAUGUUGUGUUCUUUUGUACAUCUCGUUACAGCCCAUUGAGAUGCUGAAAGUCAUCGAUCUUAGUUACUCUGAAAGCUUAAUCAAGACCCCAGACUUUCAUGAGGUCCCAAAUCCGAAGGAGUUGAAUCUUAAAGGAUGUAAGAGUCUGCGUGAAGUUCACGAAUCUAUCGGAGUUCUAAAAAUGCUUGUUUUUCUGAAUAUGGAGAAAUGCAGAAACCUGGUGACUCUUCCAAAUAGCCUUUGUGACUUGAAGUCCCUUAAGACUUUUAUGUUAUUUGGCUGUUCAAAACUAAAGAAAAUGCCAGACAGGUUGUGGGAUAUGACUUGUUUGGUAGAGUUAGAUGCAGUUGGAAUUGGUAUACAAGAACUGGAAUUAGCUGAGAAAGGGGCUUUCCUUCUCCCAUCAUGGUUGAUGCCAAAGGAAAAACUACAGAUUUCAAAUCCUAUGGCCAUUGUGUUUCCUUCUUUGUCAGCUGUACCCUCUUUGAAAAAACUAAAUCUAAGUUACUGCAAUCUUGGUGAUGGAGCAAUUCCCAGUGACCUCAGAGGCUUCCCCUUGCUGGAAUUUCUCGAUCUAAGUGGAAAUAAUUUUAUAAGCCUACCUUCAAGCAUCAGUCGUCUUUCUCGACUUAGUCAUCUACCUGAAAAACACAAUCUAAAGAAUUUUCGGAUGGAUUCCACAAAUUGCUCCAAAUUAAAUGAUUAUAAACAGAAUACCAAUGUGGUAUUAUUUAGAUGGCUGAAAAGUUGCAUGCUUCCUUUUCUUAAAAUCCGUCGGCUGCUUAGGAUAGAAGAAAUGUGCCAAAGCAAGGAUCAGUUUGGAAAAAUUUGCCAUAAGAAAGGCAUUGAAGUAGCAAACAUAAAUUGGCUCCCUCAAUUUUCUGUGCGUUUACCUGGAACUAAAAUUCCUGAAUGGUUCAACUAUCAGAGUGUCUAUAGUAAGAAACGCCUAUCUUCAUGUGAAAAGUGGCUGAACAUUGCAGGUUUUAUUGUUUGUGUUAGGAUUAAUAGUCUCCUACGGUAUCCUCUCCCUCUACCUUCUUGUGAAUUUAAAGUGUAUGCUAAAACAGGGUUUGUAUGGAGCACCUCAUAUCGUCUCGGGUUCUCUAGAGAUGUAUUUCUUAAAUCAGACUAUCUUUACUUCUUCUUUGUUGCCAAUCGCAUGAUAGAUCUUUAUGAAGAACAAAGUCCGACUGAGAUGGAAGUCACUUUCAGCAGAUACCGAUGCAAAAAUUUUGGGAUGUGCAUUGUACGUGAGAACGAAAUACGGGGAUUAAUUCAGUCAAUUCUGACAGUUGAAGAAAUGAGUAUGGAGUCGCAAUACAGUUUAUUCCAGUCAACUCCAGAACAAGCAAUAAGUAUGGAGUCGCAAUACAAUUCAUUCCGGUCAGCUCUAGAUCAAGCAACAAAUAUUAAGUCAUCAUACAAGUUAUUUCUGUCAGCUCUAGAAGAAGUAAUAAUCAUCCAGUUAGCUCUAAAAGAGGUAAUAAGAAUGCGGUCAGCUCUGAAAGAAGCAAUAAAUAUGGAGUCCCAGCACAAUUCGUUCCGGUCAGCUGUAGAAGAAUUAAUAAGAAUGCGAUCAGCUGUAGAAGAAUCAGUAAGCAUGGAGUCACCAUGCAAUUUAUUCUUGUCAGCUCUAGAAGAAGAAAUAAGUAUGGAGUUGCAAAACAAAUAUAAUUUUUUCCAGUCAGCUCGAUCAGCCCUAGAAGAAGCAAUAAGUAUGGAGGCCCAAUAUGAUUCAUUCCGGUCAGCUCUAAAAGAAGUAAUAAGUGUAGAGUUGCAAUACAGGUACAGAAGGUACGAAGGUAUUCGAGCAAAGGAAUUCUGGUGGUCAUUCUGGAAUGAAGUGAAGAGAUUUAAUCGAUUCAUGACAUUUGAGGUGAAGGAAUUUAAUCAAGCAAAGAUUGUAGAAGAUGACACAUCAUUCUGGCUAAAUAUUGCAAAACAGUUACGCAGGCUCCUCGGUCAUUUUGGUCAAAGCUGAUGAAGGAAUUUAAAAAGUCCACGGAAGAGUUGUAUUCAUAAUUAGAUUAAUUAAAUAAAUAUUUUUCGGGCAAACUAAUGAAUUUUCAUACGAUUUUUUUUUUUUUAAAUCUGCUUCGUUCAAUCAAGUUGUUGCUAUCAAGGGAUUGGCAGGUGAAGUUCCUGCACUGUUUCAGGGAAGCUAACAAGGUUGCGGACUCUCUAGCCAACAUGGCUGUCAUGGCGCCCUCUUCCAGGAUGGUUUUUGUUGAUCCGCCGCUGCUGGUCUUGGAUCAUCUUCGUUGGGACAGGUAUGGAACUUCUUGGCCUAGACUCAUCUCUGGCUGAGUUAGUUUUUUAGUUUUUCUUUUGGGGUUUUGUCCCUUAUUUUCAUAGGAGGAAAACUUCUAUAUGAAUUUUAUAUUGAUUUUUUCAAGAGUUAAUAAUUUUUUG
Molecule: messenger RNA, 4312 nt
Organism: Jatropha curcas
Lineage: Eukaryota; Viridiplantae; Streptophyta; Magnoliopsida; Malpighiales; Euphorbiaceae
Source: RefSeq, a predicted model, not a curated record